UUUCACGUCGAAUUAUUCAUGUGCAUGUGUGACUGGCCAGCUGACAGUUCGUCCAAGAUAAUCGUAGAGAUCAAAACGAAAUCCAACGAAUAUUUCGUAUGGAAUUCGGAGUACCUUUGUUCCUUUAAAAUCGGGCAGCGUAGUUAAAAUAAACUCAUAAAUUGAAACGGCGAUAGUUUAAACAAGUGGAGAGGGUUGUCAGAAAGGCUUUGCUCCGGAUUAAAUCCAAAUCGUUCAGCUUUCCGCCUAAUACACGAACUAAUUCGUCAUGGGUAUUUGCACAUCUUGCUGUAAACAAUCUUCGUCGUACGAAGAUCUGACACCCGAUCCGGAGGUGCGCCGUCGCCAGCAGGUUGAGGCUGCCGAGAAGCGAAUAGUUGAACAUGAGUCACGAGGCAUAGGCAACGUCGACGCCGUUAAGAGACAGCAGCAGAGAGCUGCAGAAGUGGCCAAACGCCAGGCUGAAGCUGGUAGUGUUGAUCAACAGACUGGACUCAAAUGGCAAGUGAACUGAGGUACGGUGCAGCUGUUAUAAGGACCAGGUGAAGAUGUGCACGCUUUGCAGGCAUCACACAUACUGAAUUUUCAAUCACGUGUCUGAAUAACUACUUUACACAUUGUGAUAUACUUAUACAUAUAAUACAUAUUAUAUAUAUAUACAUACACAUAUACACUAAUAGAUAUAUCGAUUAUACAUACAUAUUUAAUAUAUUUAUAAUAUAACAGUGAAAAACUCUACUUAUUCUAAGAUUCGAUGACUUUACACAGUGCUGACAGUAUGAUUUUUCCACACUUUUUUCAUGUUGUACAUACAAUUUAUACAUAUGAAUUUAUUCAAUGUUACUCUAAAUACGUUUAAACGAUGGAAGUGAUCGCUAAAUUUGUGUAUAUAUUGUCGUAAGCAACGGAUUAGGUUUCAUUUUAAUGCCCAAUUAGGUACAUACACUCUGUUGUCAAUUUCAAUUCUUAUACUGUUCAAUUAAUACAAUGUUCAACUCUUA
Molecule: messenger RNA, 1001 nt
Organism: Neodiprion virginianus
Lineage: Eukaryota; Metazoa; Arthropoda; Insecta; Hymenoptera; Diprionidae
Gene: Svip
Product: small VCP/p97-interacting protein
Exons: 3
Coding region: 269-514 (81 amino acids)
Biological process (GO): negative regulation of VCP-NPL4-UFD1 AAA ATPase complex assembly; negative regulation of retrograde protein transport, ER to cytosol; positive regulation of autophagy
Cellular component (GO): endoplasmic reticulum membrane
Source: RefSeq, a predicted model, not a curated record